Messenger RNA from Durusdinium trenchii, 1399 nucleotides. NCBI's taxonomy places the organism in Eukaryota, Dinophyceae, Suessiales, Symbiodiniaceae. The record is from the annotation of a GenBank genome assembly.
GGUGAACCUAAUGAUCCACAACUAACUACUGUAGGGUACAUGAACCGCAAUACUAUUCCAUUCCAUGCCAGGCGUGCCUUGAAUAUGUCCGUGCAGAAAGUGCUUUUAGUUUUCUUAUUCCUGGGUAUACUCGGCGAACUCACCUGCUUGAGACCAAGUCAUUUGGCCGUUUGGCCCGAAAAUGGUUUUCGCUCCGGAUUCCAGUCUGCUGCUUGGCCACAACAUGUCAGGCCUUCAACAUUUCUUGCAUGGCAAUGGCAACAUCAAGUUCUAUGUGCAACUGAGAAUCAGUGACCAGCAAUCAAAAUGUAAAAAGAGACGUGACAGCUGACAACUCCAAUAGCCAGGGAGCUUGAGCCCUAAUCUGUCCUGUCAAUAGAUAAGAGUCAAGCCCCUGGGAGCUUUACAUAGCUGGCUGAGCUGAGCUGAUUUGGAGCCAUGCCAUCUCAUGAGCUCGGUGAUUUGGAUUUUCCUUGGACUGCCCUCAGCCAUUGCCGUGGCAGGGCCAGGGCCAGCACAUCCCCAAGGACUGGGGCCCCAAACCCUGUGGAGCACGCCAGCUCAUAUCAUCCUACCACCGGAACUGGAGGAUGGUGAAUUACCUGAAUGGCAGAAGGUGCUCUCUGCCUACAUAAAGGAGCUGGCACAAGAGUCGCCCUCCAACUCAUCCGAGGACUUGGGCGACGUCUUAAAGUUGGGCGCCUUAAGGGCGCCUGAUGUCGCGACUGCUGUCACCAAGUUAGAGCGCCUCGUGGAGGAAGCUACUCUGCAGUACCUGCAAACCUCCUUGACUGACCGGGGUGCAGAAGGGGCGCUCCGACGGGUUCACAUCAGUGUCGCUUCCAGUUGGGUCAAGCUGAACUCCGACCAGUACGAUCUUCCUCAUGUUCAUCCCAAAGUGGCCUUUGCUGGAUCACUUUAUUUGGACUGUGAUAUUUGUGGCAUCUACCUGCAAGACCCUCGUACCCCUGCUGGAAUGGCCGAAGUCCCAGAGGCCUUGCGAAGAAAACUGGGAUGGGGAGAACUGCAGAAAGUGCACGUCGAUGUGGGAAGCCUCGUGUUGUAUCCCGCUUGGCUGCAGCAUGCGCCGCUGGGUUCCGGAAGGCGGCGAGAAGAACGCUGUAUUUCCUUCACAGUGGCGGUGCAGUUGAAAGAGCUGCGAGAGCCACCUGCGGAUGAGUUGUGAAGAAAACAGACAAGAUAGAUUAACGGGGGAGUAUAUCCCUGAAUGGAAGGUGCUUUCAUAGUGCACAGCAAAACGGAAUUUGAGCUGUUCCAAUUGGACAUAGAUAUGAUAAUAUAUAUAUAUAUACAGUAUAUAUGUUUGCAGGGAUUAUAUAGCUCGCAGAACAUUGUGCAACUGUGCGAUAGUUGAGGAUUUCAUUUGGCAUCUUGGAGA